AUGAAAGAACACAUCAUAUAUCAGAGGCUUUAUGGAUUGAUUCUCAUAUCGAGUUUUAUCUUUCUCUCAGUUACAUUUUCACUAAAAGGAAAGAAGCUGGAUUUUUAUGGAACGGGUGACACAUAUGUACAUUUGACCAACACCAUUCCUGAACUCAGCCGAUUCACAACAUGCAUUGAUCUGGUAUUUGUGGAUAACAAUUCAAGUUAUUGGAUGUCCUUCUCCUAUAUUACUAAUAACACCGUGGGCAGAGAAGACUUAGACCUUGGACUUGCAGGAGACCAUCAGCAGCUCAUACUAUAUAAAUUGGGCAAGACCUUUUAUAUCAGUUACUACCUGACUCCAUUCCAAUGGCAUACAAUAUGCUUAAUAUGGGAUGGUGUGAAGGGCAGAUUAGAGCUCUUCCUGAAUAAAGAAAGUAUAUUGGCAGUAAUGGAUCAACUACAAAACCUGACACCUAAUGGGACCUUAGUCCUAGGGCACUUUCUCCAGAAUGGGGACAGCCUGGUUAAAAGCAUGGUGCCUAGCUUUGUCAGUAGCUUGUACUACUUCCAACUCUGGGACCACAUCCUGGAAAAUGAGGAGUUUAUGAAGUGUUUAGAUGGAGAUGUAGUUAGUUGGGAAGAAGAUGUUUGGCUCAUCAACAGGAUCAUCCCAACUGUUGACAGGAGACUGCGCUGUUUUGUUUCAGAAAAUAUGACAAUUCAAGAAACAAGUACAGCUCUUUCACAACAAAUAGAUUUGACAACUCCAUCACAAAUUACUGGACUAAAAACACAAAAGACUUCACAUUCCUCUACAGUGAUAUCUAAAGGCAUGCCUGUAUUCGCAACUGAUUACACAACCAUAUCAUGUUCCAAUGCAACAUCUCCACCUCUGGAAACAACUACCACAUCAAAUUCUUUUAAGACAUCCAUAGCUGAGACAGCUACAUUUGCAGCAGACAUUUUAUCUACUUCAGCAGCCACCGUUCUGCUUACCCAGUGUAUACCCAUAGGCACUACUACCAUUUCCAUGAAAAUAACUAAAUUCCCAUCUUCAGAAAGCACAAGGAUAACGAAAAUGGCUGAAGACAUGGCUACUAAGACCUUUCAUCCAACUACAGCUACUAAUUUCUUAUCUGCAUCUGGUUCAAUUGUAUCCAAAACUUCAGCAAUUGAAUCUCAGUCGGUUGUGAUGAAGACAUCUCUAUUCUCAACUGUUAAGUUAACAUCCAUGUCUACAACAUCUUGGUCUAAAGACAAAUCCACAGAUAUUGGGACACUCCCUGUCUCCACAGCUGGCCGGGAGUUUCUUGCAUCUACAGCUGCUGGGACUGUACCUUGGUCCACAAUGGAAAAAACAUCAGCUACAACUAGCCAUGCUGGGACUACAUUGGCAUUCCCACCCAAGUCUGUGCUCAUCUCUACAGCUGCUCCAGUGGAUUCUGUAUUUCCUAGAAAUCAGAUGGCAUCUACAUUGGCAAAAACUGAUACAGAAAUAGCAUGUACAGUUCAUUCAGUGACGCUCCCAACUAGGCCUAUUGAGAUCAUGCCUGCCCUAAGAACAGCUGAAACAGAAUUGACAUCUACAAAUUUUCAGGGUGUCUCUUCACCCAGAGUGGAGGAUGCCAUAACUACCUCCAGGCCAAAAGGGACCUCUUCCAUGGCACUUUUUUUCAUAAGAACAUCUCCACUCCCUGGAACUCAGAGUGUACAGACAGUUGUUGAUGCUGAGACUGCACAUACAGCCUUAAGUCCUGGAAUUACAUUUGCACCUACAGUGGCUGAAACUAUACUCUCCCCCACAAUCACACAACCAGUAUACACCCAGAAUACACACCCAGCUGAUGAACACAUGCUUACUUUGAUUUCCACUAGGUCAGGUCCCAUAUCUAUAACUGAUGAAGCUGCCCAUCUAUUAUCCACCAAUGAGACCACUUGGACUUCCAGGCCACACCAGACCCUGCUGACAUCUAUGAAUACAACCACCACACUUACAUUUGUGUCCAAUGAAAAUGUCAUGUCAAUAUUCCAUGGGAAUACUACUAAUACAUCCACAACUACUAAUAUUAUCCCACCAGAAGCAUCCACAAGGAGUGAGGCUACCACUACUGCUGAUGCUACUACAGCCAGAUAUACAACAACUCUAUCCAAAUUGACAUCUCCAUGGUUUGCUAAUUUCUCCACAGUUUCUGGAACCACAUCUGUAGCCAGUAUGCCUGAGUAUAAACUUAUCACCUCAAUGCUAAAAACCACCCCUAUGUCCACAGUAGCCACAAAUAAACUUCCUUCAACACCAAGGGAGACAAUUGUUCCACCAGUAAAUAUAAUAUCUACCAUUGCUGACUUUAAACCAAAUUUUCCUACUGAGACCACUCAAGCAGAAUCAAAUGGUACAACUGCAUUUGGAGAUACAACAGCUCCUGUACCAAAGUCUGCAACAACACAAAGAUUUAAUGCUACUGGGACAGGAAAGGAAACAACUUCCCAUUAUCUUAAGGGAAAAUCAACUAUAGCAGAGGUAGCUGAGGUUUCUUCAUUUUCAACAAUGCUGGAAGUUGAUGAAUCAGCACAAAUGGCGACAGCUUCUGCCACUAUUUCCCCUUUCCCUAAUAUAGAAAAGUUGACUACCCCUUUGGAUAAUAAAUCUUCAACUACUGAGGUGAGAGGAAGUUGGCUUUCAACAAAAUUGGUGAAAACCACACCUAAGAGUCCUUACAAUAGAACAACGGAAAUCUUUAAUUCCACACACACCUAUAUAGCACAUUGGACUUCAGAGACACCUGAGGGAAAUUCACUUCCAUCUCCUACUUCUGGGAGCACACAGGCAUUCCCUAAACCUCUGGGUGCUUCCACCACAAGGAUAUUGGGGGCUAGUCUCACUGCUAUCCCUACACACAGGACAGCUAUGUCCUUGUCUGGUGGGAUUUUGCCUCCACUGCCCAUAGCUACUCGUUCCUCAGCAACCUCUGUGCCUGUUACUCAAAUAUUUUCACUGCCAGUUAAUGUCUCUUCUGUCACCUCUACUGUCACAUCUAUGGUGGUGUCUGACAACACUAAGGUGACCAUGCCUGAGCCUUCUACACUGGCCGGGGCUUUCUCCACAUCUGUGCUCUCAGAUGUCUUGACUCUGUCAUCAGCUACAAUGACCAUGGCAUUGGUGCCAUCAUUGGAUCAGACUGCUUCCACAGCCAGCAAUACCGUACUUAUCCACAGAGACUCAAUUCAUACCAUGUCAAAGGCCACAGUGAUCUCUGUCAGGAUGACACCCCCGGCAGUUCUCUCUCUGGCAGAAACCCCAUUUCCCUCACUGAAAACCCCCAUUCUUGUGACAGCUAAGUCUGAGACAUUCCUUCCAUCCAUCUCAGCUGACGCAGACCCAUCCACACACACUUGUGUCUAGUCAAAAUCUCCCCCAGACAACAUUCCUAUUGUGUCUUCCACUCACGUGAUCUCAGCUACAUCCCUACCAGUAGCAACUCAACCCAUAUCUCAAGUGUAGGAGACUUCUACCUAUGCUCUCAGCUUUCUGUAUACUUUCAGUGGUGGUGGAGAUGUCGUUAGCUUGGCUGCUGGCACCACAGAGACCUCUGUUGUUAUUGGGACCAUGCCCUCACACAUCUCUGCCGACAAGCUUACUACCUCAGUAGACGUUCACAUUUCUCAAUCUUCCACACAUCUUGUAAACACACCAGUCUCCACAAAAUUGGUGACUGGCAUCUCUAUCUUAUCUUCUGAUAAAGAGCACAUGACUAGCUUUCUGGGAAAAAACCGUAAAACUAUGGAGGUGACAGAAAUGUACCCAUCAAAGAAUUCUUUUAUUUCAUACUCUCAGGGUACUUUAUCCUUAGAAAUGACAGAUAUAGCAUUUCCCAAGACCACAAAAAUUUCCAGUCACCAAACACAUUCACCUUCAGAGAUUCCACUUGGGACUCCAGCCAAUGGAAAUUCAGCUUCCUCUCCCACUUCCAGGAGCACCCAGACUGUAUCUACCUCGACCUCAAGUAACACAGAUGUUCAUGUUUCAGAAAUGUCUACCAGUCUUGGGAAAACAGCUCUCCCUUCGCAAGCUGUGACAAUAACCACUUUUUUGUCUCCUGAAAAGGAAAACAUGAGUGCCCUUUCAGUAUACACUCCCAGGACUGUGGAAAUGAUAGCAAGCUCCACCGCUGUGACUUAGCCUGUCUCAUACCACCAGGAUACUUCAUUUGUAGAUUCCACGACUUCCGGGACACCCAGAAUAUCAAAUCCUGUGAACAGAAACACAACUCUUUCACACUUGCCUUCACUUAGGACUCAACCUGAGGUGACUUCAGUUGCCUCUUUCAUUUCUGAAAGCACACAGACUUUCUCUGAGUCCUUAUCUCUUUCCACAACUCGACUACCUAAUGCCAAUUUUACAAUUAUCUCUCCUAACGGGAUCACUGCCUCCCUUUCUGUUCCAAAUGUACCUACACUUCUGGGGAAAACUUCUAUGGCAACAUCAAUUCCUACUUACCAGAUGUCCUCAUUGCCAAUUAAUGUCACUGCCUUCAUCGCCAAAAAAGUUUCUGAGACUCCCACAAUAGUAAUGACUAAGUCUUCUAAAACAACCCAUCCAGGUUACUUGAAAAGUCCCUCUAUAGCCACAUCUGGGACUUUCUCUGAGAUGUCCUCAAAGCUAGUUAAUGACUCUGCUUUCUCACCUACAGUAGUUUCUUCUGACACUACCACAACAGUUGGGUCAUUCUCUACUUUCUUGUCCUCAAUUACCCCCAGGAAUACUAUGAUGAUACAAACAUCUACACUGGAUGUCAUACCUGUGACAUAUUCUGGGCCUACUUCAAAAAGCACAAUGGUUGCCUCGGCUUUUGCUACUUCAGAAAUGACAAAGGUAUCCUCCAGGAUCACACCUACAUCCUUUUCCUCUCCAACAGAGCCAACUUCUCCCUCUGUGAAAACUAUUCCAACCAGUACUGUGGCUGAGAUCGUGACUCCAUUUGUAGGCACCACUGCCUCCCCUCUACUCAGUUCUAAAAACACUGAAGCUCUUUCCUCCAUUCCAAAGACCACAUUUUCACCAUUUCUAUCAACAAUGAAACAAUCAUCACAAAGAGAUGAGGCUACAAGUCCGGGCAUAUUUCCUGGGAAUACUUACAGCUCCUUGUCUACUGUGAGCAGUGGUAGACUGUCAGCUCUCACAAAUACUUAUUCCAGAACUACUGUCCCUGAAAGUGUGUUUUCAUCUACUCCUUCAGAUAAUCUCCAUACUUCCAUGAAUAUUCAGGUUUCCCUAUCUUUGGUUAGCUUUAAGAGCACCCCUGGACCCACAGAAAGUAUAAAAAGCACCACAACUUACCUUUCUUCUUACACAAGAAAGAUGACUUCCUUGUCAAAAAAGACUUGUUUAACAGCUGAAGUAACAAAAAGUGCCACAUCUCUGAAACCCGUUUCAUACUCUCCAUGGACUGCAUCUAGUGCAACUCCAUCCUCUUCAACAUCAUUUCUUUAUUCACCUCAUAGUACUGAAGCUGAGUUCUCUACUCCAAAGAUAUUCUCUCUUUCUACAUCCCAAAUGGUUGAAUUUCCACUUCUGGGGACAAGAAUCACAUCUAGUAACACCCAAUCUCUGCUUGCAACUUCCUGGCACGCACCCACAGCUGAAGGUUCUCAGUUUCCAAUUUUCGCCACUACUCAUGUACCUACACCCAACAAGGCGGAAACAGAGACUCCACACCUUGCUCCUGAGUUUUUGUCAACAUUUCCAGCCACUUAGACUGAUCUAGUAUCUAGAGAUGUUAUGGCAAUGUCUUCAAUUACCAUGUCAGGAAUUCUUCCUACUUUUGGGCUUCCUGAGAGCCCUUCGUUAUCAACAUCUUCAAGAGCUACCCCUACCACUUUGGCUGACAUUAAGCACAUGUUUGAGAAAAUGACCACAUUUGUAACUUCUGGCACCACAGUGCCAUCAACCCCUUCUGGUACCGCUUCAGGAUCUAUAAUCUCGAAGGCUACUACUUCAUCUGUGCUGACUUGGAUCUGAUCUAGUCUCCCUUCACGUUCUCCUUUGGCAACUGUAUCUAAUGCUCCUCAUGUUAUAACUUCCUCUACAACAGAGGUGUCAAAAUCCACAUUUCUGACUUCUGCCAUGAAACCGACACACCCAUUCCCUAACUUUACAACACUGCCCUUUGCUACUGUAAGCACCGUACUCACCCAAACCACUCCUACAUCUACAGCGGGUGGUAUCACUACCAGUUUCCCACCUUCUCUCCCUGUGUCUUUAAAAGUUGCAGAUGACAGUAUACACAUGUCCACAUCUCCUGAGCCAUCCUCCAGAACCACUGUGACUGCCAAAUCCAGGACUGUGUAUCAAGCUCCAUCCUUUAGCAAUGAAAUGUCACCCCCUAUAACUGACCACACCCUGUCUAUUGGUUCCAUGCCUCUGCCUUGCCCUACAGUAACAUCUGUGUGGAGCAGAAUCCCAGCUGCAUCAGCAUCCCCUACUUUAAUUCUUCCUAAGCCCACACUAGACUCCCUUCUAAAUACAACCACUACUAUAUCUGCUGCUACUGGAGCCUCAUUUCCAUUCAAAUCCCCUGGAAUGACACAUCUUUCUACAGCAACUGUGUCUUUAAUCCCUUCCUCUUUUGAGACAACUUGGAUAGACUCCGCACCUUCUUUUCUAUCUACAGAAGCAUCGACUUCGCCUAUUGUCACUAAGCCCACAGUUUCUUUCUACAAUAUUGAAAUGAACUUCUUUGUCUUUGAUGAUGAGCCAAGGAUUACUACCAGUGUUAUAAAUGAAUUUGCAGAAAACUGGCUAAAUUAUAUAUUUCAGGAUAGUGAAUUUUGUCUUGCUGAUCAGGCUAUCCAAAUUAAAAGCAGAGACACUUCUGAGGAAGAAAUGGCCAUGGACUGAGCUAUUUGACUGUGCACUUUUCUUUUGCAUUAUUUGGAACAGAGAGAAGGGCAAGGAAUGGCUACAAUUUUCCAUGUACCAUACAGCUGUGUUUGUCAGGUCAUCAUAAAGGCCAACUCUUCUUUAUCACCCACUGAACUGAUUAGCAGCAUCAGAAGUAGAAUACAUGGCAACCUCAUGCAUGGGAACUUCACACAAGAUCAAUUGAUGUUAUUAGUAAAAUCUGAGCAUGUUGAAGUGAAACAACUAGACCCAGGAAAGUGCAAAGCCGAUGAAACAGCCACUAUAUACAAAGGGACAUACAAGUAGCUAUUAACGAACCCUACGGAGACAGCUCAAAUCAGAUGCACGAAAAAUGAGGAUGGGAACGCCACUAGAUUCUGUUCAAUCAGCAUCCACACAGGCAAAUCUCAAUGGGAAAAACCAAAGCUUAAACAAUACAAAUUGCUUCAAGAACUUCCUGCUAACAUUGUAGAUCUUGCUAAUAUUACCAUAAAUGACGAAAAUGCAGAUGAUGUUUCAGAGCACAUUUUAACUUUGAUAAAUGAAUCCCCACCUCUGGAUGAAGAAGAGACAAAGAUUAUUGUUUCUAAAGUACCUGAUAUUUCACAAUGUGAUGAGAUAAGUAUAAACCUAACCCAGAUCAUAUUACAAAUAAACAAUGCUGUUUUGGAAAAGCACAACCAUUCAGCCCCUGAUCUGCAUAAAGUAAGCAAUGAAAUUCUGAGGAUAAUCGAGCGUGCUGGUCACAAGAUGGAGUUUUCUGGGAGGACAGCAAAUCUGACAGUGGCUGGUCUGGCUUUGGCAGUGCUGCGGGUAGACCACACAUUUGAAGGCAUGGCCUUCAGCAUUCACUCCUAUGAAGAAGGCACAGACCCUGAGAUUUACCUAAGCAAUGACACUCUGGAGAGGGUUUCAGCUUCCAUUUAUUUGCCUAAAUCACUGAGGAGGAGACUUAACAACUUACAGACCAUCUUGUUUAAUUUCUUUGGCCAGACUUCACUGUUUAAGACCAAAAAUGGCACUAAAACAUUAGCCACAUAUGUUGUGAGUGCCAGCGUUUCAGAUGUGUCCAUUCAAAACUUGGCUGACCCAGUGGUUAUAACUCUGCAGCAUAUUGAAGACAAUCGGGAUUAUGAUCAAGUUCACUGUGCCUUUUGGGAUUUUGAGAAUAACAAUGGGCUAGGUGGAUGGGAUGUAUCAGGCUGUAAAGUAAAGGAAACAAACAUAAAUUACACAAUCUGUCAGUGUGACCACCUCACCCAUUUUGGAGUCUUAAUGGAUUUAUCCAGGUCUACAGUGGAUGCAGUGAAUGAACGAAUAUUAAUGUUUAUAACAUAUGUUGGAUGUGGAAUUUCCUCCAUUUUCCUGGGAAUUGCAGUGGUGACAUAUAUAGUUUUUCACAAUAUUAGAAAAGAUCAUCCUUCCAAAAUCCUGAUCAACCAAUGUGCAGCACUGCUAAUGCUAAAUGUGGUGUUUCUGGUCAGUUCCUGGUUGUCAUCCUUUCAGAAGGCAGGACUUUGUAUCACAGCCACGGCAACACUUCAUUACUUCCUGCUCGUUUCUUUGACUUGGAUGGGCCUGGAGGCAGUCCACAUGUAUUUUGCUCUAGUUAGAGUCUUCAACAUAUACAUUCCAAAUUAUAUCUUUAAAUUUUGUCUAGUUGGUUGGGGAUUCCCAGCAAUCAUGGUGGCAAUAAUACUCAGUGUGAAAAAAGAUCUGUAUGGAACUCUGAGCCCAACGACCCCAGUUAGUUGGAUUAAAGAUGAUUCUAUCUUUUACGUCUCAGUGGUGGCUUAUUUUUGCCUCAUAUUUCUCACGAAUUUCUCCAUGUUCUGCACUGUUUUUGCUCAACUGAAUUCCAUGAAAUCCUAAAGCCAGAAGACUCAGCGGAAGAUGAUCCUGCAUGACCUCAAAGGCACAAUGAGCCUUACGUUCUUACUUGGCCUCACCUGGGGGUUUGCCUUUUUUGCCUGGGGACCCGUGAGCAUAUUUUUCUUGUAUCUUUUUGCCAUUUUUAACAGUUUGCAAGGAUUCUUCAUUUUUGUGUUUCACUGCAUGAUGAAGGUGAGCGCGUGAGAGCAGUGGCAGAUACUCCUCUGUUGUGGGUGGUUGCAAGUGGAUAACUCUUCUGAUGGUAGCAGCCCGUGUGGGAUAAAUGUUGGGUACAAACAGCAGAGAGGCAGGGCUCUCAGGUCG
Molecule: messenger RNA, 9078 nt
Organism: Galeopterus variegatus (Sunda flying lemur)
Lineage: Eukaryota; Metazoa; Chordata; Mammalia; Dermoptera; Cynocephalidae
Gene: ADGRG4
Product: G protein-coupled receptor 112
Biological process (GO): cell surface receptor signaling pathway; adenylate cyclase-activating G protein-coupled receptor signaling pathway
Cellular component (GO): membrane
Molecular function (GO): G protein-coupled receptor activity
Source: RefSeq, a predicted model, not a curated record